AUGUUAGGCCUCAGCAGUUUCACCGGUCGGCGCAGGGCUAUUUUUCUGGCCCUGGCAACCGCUGCGUCGCUCAUAUGUCUCGCCAAUUUAUAUUUUCUCGACAGCGCCUUCGAUGGCACGGUCAGUCGCAUUCCCGGGGCCGCAAUAUUUAGGCACAAGCAAAAAACCCUGCAAGGUAGCCUCGCCCGCGAGGGACACCCGAUCGUGGGGUUGAUGCAAGAUGCAAAUGAACAAUGGCAGCGAUACCAGGAAGAUCGCUCACGAAGCUUCCGCCAGACCGUCGCCAAGUACCGUCAAAUUAACGGGCGUCAUCCUCCUCCGGGGUUCAAAGAAUGGUAUCAGUACGCGCGUGAGAGGAACGUGUACAAUGUCGACGACUUCCAGCAGAUCAUGGCGGACCUACGACCCUUCUGGGCGAUCCCGCCCAAGGAUAUUCGAAAGAUGGCUGCGCACCUACAACACAGUGAUGGCAUUGCCGGCGUGAGCAUCCGAGAUCAUAAACCGGUGCCCUUGAAAGUGGAGGGAUGGCGAGUGGAAAGUCUCUUCCAAAUCGUGCGCAAGCUAGCACCGUAUCUGCCGGACAUGGAUAUUGCGAUGAAUGUGAUGGACCAGCCUCGAAUCUUGGUCACUUUUGACGACGUGCAAAAUUAUCUCGCAGUAGAAGAGAGCACGAGAUCCCUCCCGCCCAAUGCAACGGACGGCUUCACAUCGCAGAUGCAGUAUUUCUAUGACGACUCGAUGGACGGCGGCAAAGGGGCAAGGGCAGCAGAAGACCACAAUACCAACAGCCACAAGGAGACAUUAGACCCAGCUUGGUUUUCUGCGGCGGGAAAGCCGUACAUGGAAUUUGCCAAAGAUGCUUGUCCGCCCGAAUCGCCCGCGCGAAACAAUAGCAUCUCGGGGGCCGAGGCGGAAGCUACGUUCAAAGCCUCUGUGGGUGGCUUCGUGGCCAACUUUACCGCCGCGUCGGAUCUCUGCACUGUUGGCCCAGCCAUCGGUGACCAACAUGGCUUCCUCUCCUCAGCUUCAAGUAACGUCAUCUCGAGGAAGCUUCUCCCUGUGUUCAGCGAAUGCAAGGUCAGCGUGAACAACGACAUUCUCUUUCCUGCCAACAUGUACUUCCUGAAGGACAAACGCUACCAUUACCAAUCCCAACAUGACUACGAGUGGGAAGAUAAAACCGACUCCUUAAUAUGGCGUGGUGUGACAUCUGGUGGCAUUCAGGUCGAGGAUAAUUGGCAUCGCCUGCAUCGACAACGCUUUGUGCGCCUGGCCAAUGCCACGGAGAUGGACCUGGAAAAGGUUUCUAUUCUCGCCAAAAAUGACCAUGGAGACUAUCACUUGAUUGAGGACUUCAAUCCCUCCGACUUUGCCGCCUCCAACUUUGACGUCGGCUUCACUGAGGCGAUCGCCUGUAUUCCCGGCGACUGUCCCUUUUACAAAGACGUGUGGACAUACAAGAAACCCGAACCAUUCUCGGAACAGUUCAAAUCCAAGUAUUUGGUCGACCUGGACGGCCACAGCUUCUCUGGUCGAUGGCGGGCCUUCCUCCAGAGCAAAUCACUUGGUGUUAAGGCUACCAUUUUCCGGGAAUGGCAUGAUUCUCGACUCUUCGCCUGGCGCCAUUUUGUCCCGAUGGACAACAAAUAUGGCGAGUUUUACUCCUUGAUGACUUACUUCCUUGGACUUGAGCCAUCCGCUUCUCCGGAAGAUCUACGCCGCCAUCAACCCACUGUUCCCCGUCACGAUCUCGAGGCUGAAGUGAUUGCCACUCAGGGCCGCGAGUGGGCUAACUUGGCUCUACGGGACGAUGAUCUGUACAUCUACAUGUACCUUUUACUCCUGGAGUAUGGUCGGGUCAUUGAUGACAACCGGGAGCACAUUGGAUACAGUGGAGAUGGAAGCGAGCUGGAUCUUUUCGACACAAAACAUCCUUUUCCUUCGGCAUUGGCCCAACUGCUCGAUGGCCAAUGA
Penicillium diatomitis is the source of this 1974-nucleotide messenger RNA. RefSeq lists its product as uncharacterized. The transcript has a single exon. NCBI's taxonomy places the organism in Eukaryota, Fungi, Ascomycota, Eurotiomycetes, Eurotiales, Aspergillaceae. The record is from RefSeq and is a predicted model, not a curated record. The coding region runs from base 1 to 1974 and encodes 657 amino acids.